AUGAACCGCGCCCUGGCCCUAGCAAAUAUUACCACCAACUACCAGCGGCCAGACAAAGCCCUGAUAGUAGCCAUGAGAAAUAAACAACAAGAUUGGGAGGCGCAAGCCAAAAAGAUAAUCGAGCGAGAAGGUCACAGCCUAGACCGAGAUUGGUCACGCAUCAGCUGGAAGCAAAAAGCCAGCAACAUUGUGCGGCUCAAGCUGCUGAAAGAUGAUGGCUACGACAUUACUCCGCUGACGAAGAAAGAAAGGGGAGCCAGUCGGACAUUGAUACACGAAAGCAGCACAUGUCGACCAGACACAAAUGCCUUUCUCCCUCAAAUCUCAAACACAAUAUACUGUCCAAACAACAAGACCCCAACUCCCCAUUUCACCCAGCAGCAAACCCACCCAAACACACCUCACACCCUCCUCCCUCAAAAGCGAAAGCACACACCCUCCCACCCCUCCCACCCUCGCAACACCAAAAAACGCCGCCUCCACUCCCCCCACCACACCACCCGCACCAUCCAGACGUCCGCCCUGCACGCCCUCAAACGGCAGCUCUGCCGCACCCUCUUCGCCUCCUCACGCAAAUCGCGCUCACGUUUCCACGCCUCAACAUCGCCAGCAACAGGAGGACCGCAAGUCCCGAUUCUCCGCUUGACGCCGCGGGCUGCUCCCUCUGCGUCCCGUGUCGUCUUUACGCCGCAGGCGCCCGGGCGACGGCCGAGUGGAGCGGAUGCGUAUAUCACGUCUGCGGCGUUUGAGCUGCUGGGACGGGAGAUGGCGUGGUUGGCGGCGAGUGCGGAUGAGGAGCCGUGUUUGGUUUGUGAUUCGGAUGCACAAGGUGAGGAGCAGGUCGAAUAUGGGUUUAGGUUGUUAGUUCAGAGUUGGGGAGGCGAGGCGGUGCUGGAGGGGGAGCCGCGGGUGCUGGUUUCUUUGCUGAGGUAUCUGCGGGAUGGCGAGUUGAUGCAUUUGGGGCGGUGGGCGGUGGGUGAUGUAGGGGAGGAUGGGGAAGGGGUGAGGGAUGUGGAGAUGAAGGUUGUGUGGAAUGAGCGGUUUCCUUUUCAUCUUAGUCCUGCUACGAGUGAGGUAUUGGGGAGGGUUGCUGCGGUGCUAGAGGAAGGGGUGGAUGAAGGGGGCGGGGAGGUGCGUGUGGGGGUUGUACGGCAGAUGGCGAGAUUUAGUGUUGGUUGA
Molecule: messenger RNA, 1179 nt
Organism: Bipolaris maydis ATCC 48331
Lineage: Eukaryota; Fungi; Ascomycota; Dothideomycetes; Pleosporales; Pleosporaceae
Source: RefSeq, a predicted model, not a curated record